AGGGAAAUGGCGGGAACCCCGCCCCUCCCCUUUGCAGUCCUCAACCAGGUCGGACCGAACCCCAUAAAAGCCGCGGCGCUGACAGAAUUGCUUCACACCGGCGGUGUGGGCAGCAGGAGCAGGAGGGCUAUCAUCAUGUCUGGUCGGGGUAAAGGCGGCAAGGGGCUCGGCAAGGGCGGCGCCAAGCGGCACCGCAAGGUGCUGCGCGACAACAUCCAGGGCAUCACCAAGCCGGCCAUCCGCCGCCUGGCUCGGCGCGGCGGCGUCAAGCGCAUCUCGGGGCUCAUCUACGAGGAGACGCGCGGCGUGCUGAAGGUGUUCCUGGAGAACGUCAUCCGCGACGCCGUCACCUACACGGAGCACGCCAAGAGGAAGACGGUCACGGCCAUGGACGUGGUCUACGCCCUCAAGCGCCAGGGUCGCACCCUCUACGGCUUCGGUGGCUAAAGCCUCACUUUCCUACAGCGCCACCGCCCCAAGAUCCUAAAGGCUCUUUUAAGAGCCGCACACUUAAUCUGAAAAAGAGCUGUGUUGCUUUAAAAGUGGUGUAUUCACUUUAAAACUUAAAAUUAGUAACUAUUUCUUGAUAUAAUGAGAGAUGCUUAUUUUACAUGUUUGUCAAAAGAGUAAUCUCUCCGCCAAUAGAAGACUGCCUUAGUUAUGUCUUAUGUGUAGGACAGUGUACUUGCUAUUUAAGAAAAGUAAAUGAACAGUACAAACGCGUAGCCGCCUGAUCCGUGCUGACGGCUGAAAGAUACAGGAGUGUCUCCCUGCAGGCAUCUCAUUGGGGGCGGGGGGGGCGAUUUUCCCCCUCAUUGCGUAAACAGAAGUGUACACC
Molecule: messenger RNA, 838 nt
Organism: Onychostruthus taczanowskii (white-rumped snowfinch)
Lineage: Eukaryota; Metazoa; Chordata; Aves; Passeriformes; Passeridae
Product: histone H4-like
Exons: 1
Coding region: 7-447 (146 amino acids)
Biological process (GO): nucleosome assembly
Cellular component (GO): nucleosome
Molecular function (GO): DNA binding; protein heterodimerization activity; structural constituent of chromatin
Source: RefSeq, a predicted model, not a curated record